AUGUCCAUGGCUGUUCGAGAUGAGUACUCAGAUCUAGAGGACUCCGAAGAUGAGCCAAUACUGGAAACACCGGCGAUUCUGGAACCACCCCAACCGUCAGGCUCUCAUGUUAGCCAAUACGGCAUUGGUGCUAAGCUUCUCAUGAAAAUGGGAUACAAGCAAGGCCAGGGAUUGGGUGCAAACCAGGAGGGAAUAGUGAACCCCAUAGAGACAAAGCUACGACCUAAGGGAUUAGGUGUUGGCGGAGUGCACGAGAAGACGGGCAAUGAAGCAGCCAAGAUAAUUAGAGAAGUCUCUUCCAAGGUGGAUGAUAAAGAUCAGGAGUUAGAAGCGCUACGGCGCAGAUACUCAAGCAUAGUACAGAGAUUGAAGACUAGAGGAGUCAAGUUGCAUUCUCAGUUUGAAGAGAUGCUACGCUUAGAUUUGACGGAUGAAGGCCGUGUUAAGGACGAAAAUGCUGCCAAGAUACAAAGAGGCUGGGACGACCUCUCUAAGCUAGAGUCUGACAUGACCGCACUUGAUACAAAUAUGAGGUUGGAGUCUGAAGAGGCUAAAGCAUUUGAAAUAGAAAUUGCCGAAGGACUAUCACUUAUUGAAAGUCUGCAAGAUCUACAAUCUAUUCUCGAUGACUAUAAUCAGCAGCAGACCAAAGAGGCCGCUACACAGUGUGUCGAAAAGAUCACCAGGAUGAGAAACCGACCAGAAAUUGUACUGCCGCAUCUUCUAAUUAUCAUCCUUUCGGAACAUAUACCAUUGAAGUUGGAUCCUCGCGACGAGGAUCUUGCGUUGUGGUGUUCGUUGGUUCGAGAAAUUGAGGUUCACCUGUCCAUACACCUAGGUGAGUGGGAUUCUCUUCUACUAUCCAAGCUCAAAUCAUAUAUCGAGCCUCUUCUCGAUACAGCAGAUUUUGACGCUAUUCAAGAUCUAGUUGUCUCGUGGAACGAUCUGCCUGCCAUCUCUGACAGCGCCCUUUUCAAGAGAAGCUUGUUCGACCAACUGCUCCAGCCAUUUAUUGAGCGAGAACUUGACAAUUGGAACAUAGUGGAAAGUGAAGAUUCCAAAUUACACAUACUAAAUCUUGCUAUUUCUGUCGGUCUUGAUACCGACAUUCUAUCUACAACCUUUCAGCAGCUUGAAGCUAGAUUCACUAGUCUAGUUCAGCCAAAUAGUGAACUUUGGAAUCUGGUGCUCACUGCGAAGGAUAUCAAAGCACUCUAUCAAUCAAGCUUGAAAAGAAUCCUUUUGCAUCACAACGCGUGGGCCGAAGUGUUUUUCCUAUGGUCCCUGAGGUCUCAAUUCCGUGAAGAACUCAUCCGUGCCAUCAUCGGUUUAGUCUAUCAACAUUGUGGACAAACUGCUGAAUCUCCUAACUUCAACGUCUUUUGGCUUCUUUUGCAACUCACUUAUGAUGAGCAAGAAAUUCUGCAAAGCCAGUUGGAGAUUACUCUUCAAUUUUGCAUUCUCAACCCUUCGUUGAGGUAUCUCUCGAGGUUGUUGCAGAAAACUCCGCAACAGGUCCCGUCGUGGUUUUGCGAAACGCAGUCAAUGUUUCAGGUCUUAAGUGACAAAUUUCCAAUUAAUGACAUAACGCUAUGGUUUUUCAAUACCUGCCUUGAAAAGAUAAGCAUAUACACAAAGACGGGCCGAUUGGCUCUAGGAGGUCUUCCCAGUAUAGAUGAUGAUGCAUUUCCAACUAUCGAUAUGAUUAUCAGACUAGCUGAGGGCAAUGGUACUACAGGUAAAAGUGACGUCAGGGCACUACGUCUGUCACAACUUAUGGCUGUCUUCCGUGACGUAGUUGCCGACUACUGCUUCAAGCAUGGCAUUGGCUUCAUCGCGACCGAUCAAAGAGAUGCGACUAUGAACAGAAUCUACCAAUUGACGCUACUCAAUGGGAAAGAGAGAAAGUGUUUCAUCAACGACGAUAUACUUUGGGUUGAAUUUGGGACCAAGUUCGAACCUACUAGUGUAAACGAUUUGAUCAAGUUGGAAAUUCCACGUGUGGUGCCCUUAGGCGUCAGAUUUUAUGCCAAACCACCCAAGAACAAGGUUUCCAAGUUCAUUGACGAUAUUGGCAGGGAAGAAACUAAGGCUUCGCAAAACACAUUAAAGGUUGUCCGUUGGAUGGGAGGUCUUACGAUAAUUACGGUAUGCUGCUCGCUUUUUUGGGCCAGCUCUAUGUCUGCCCCUGUCAGAGAGAAGGAGGUUGACCUUGGCGAUUUGUCCAAGGACGUCCGUAAGGAUAAGGACUGA
Molecule: messenger RNA, 2253 nt
Organism: Candidozyma duobushaemuli
Lineage: Eukaryota; Fungi; Ascomycota; Pichiomycetes; Serinales; Metschnikowiaceae
Product: mRNA splicing protein
Exons: 2
Coding region: 1-2253 (750 amino acids)
Biological process (GO): spliceosomal complex disassembly
Cellular component (GO): U2-type post-mRNA release spliceosomal complex
Molecular function (GO): nucleic acid binding
Source: RefSeq, a predicted model, not a curated record